Molecule: messenger RNA, 1090 nt
Organism: Peromyscus leucopus (white-footed mouse)
Lineage: Eukaryota; Metazoa; Chordata; Mammalia; Rodentia; Cricetidae
Product: rho GTPase-activating protein 20-like
Biological process (GO): signal transduction; regulation of Rho protein signal transduction
Molecular function (GO): GTPase activator activity
Source: RefSeq, a predicted model, not a curated record
AUGGUGUUCCUUUGUAAGCGACAAGGGGCAGCUGCAGCUGUGGUUGAAAAAGUUUACCUUCCUUUAUAUGUAACAACAACAGACUUGGAAACAGUGAAUGAUGUUAUGAAGAAGUUACUACCUACGAUAGGAAUGCCUAGUGCUCAAGAUUACCAACUGUGGUUCUGUCGUGGCCUCCAAGAAGCCCCAAGCCUACUCCAAGAGCAUGAGCAUCCCUAUGACAUCAUCAUGAGAAACAUUCAAAGUAACGUCAGUCGACGACGACGGAAAUCAAGGAAGUGCACAGCUUUUCCUGCCCUGCCUGGGCUAUAUGUGGAACAACCAGAUCUACAGGGGCGAUUCAUCCUAAAGCCCAGAGACCCAGCAGGAAGCCAGAAGCAGAGCAAUACAGAGGAGCCAACAGUUAAGAGAAGACAGCCUUUCAGAUCCUGGUUGUUCCACAAGGGCUCUGUGCCCCACGAGGACCAAGUGUGCACAGCCCCGCCAGUUGUGAAGACAGGAAAAAUCUUCGGAAAAGAUCUGACUGCCAUUUGUGAGGAUGGCAAUCUACCCACAGCAAUUCUGGACAUACUAUCCUUUAUUAGUGUAAGGGGGCCAAUCACUGAAGGUAUCUUCAGCACACCUGCAAAACAAGAGCAUUUAUCCCUAAAGGAAAGGCUGGAUUCCGGGACAGAAGUGAACUUGAACAACGAAAGUGUCCCUGUUGUGGCAUCUAUCUUAAAGGAGUUUCUAAGAAAUAUACCAGGAAGUGUGCUGACAUCUAGACUAUAUGAUGAAUGGCUUGGUGUCCUGGACCAAGUGUAUGAAGAGAAGAAAGUAGCUGCAGUGCAGAGUCUUUUAGAGCAACUACCCCAACCGAAUGUCAUCCUUUUGAAACAACUUUUUGGAAUAUUAUACAAAAUUGAGAGAAACUCUGGAUUCAACCACAUGACAUCUUCUAAUUUAGCUAUUUGCAUAGCCCUGUGCAUUCUAUGCCUGCCUAGUUCCUGCAACUCAAGAUUGGCAGAUAUCACCAAAAAGGUAAUGAGACAUAUGUUUUAUGCCUAGAGUAAACAAGUCUUCACAAUGAGACAGGAACACAGGAUUAUUC